CCUUGAGAAUAUGUUUUCCCGCUCUUUAAAAUCCGGCGUGUUUGAAAGCAGAAAGUUGUCUGUUAUUUUGAGAAGUAAAAUUACACAAGAAAAUGGGUGUCAUUUCUCUGGAUUAUGUUAUUUCAUACAGUUCUCAAGACGAAACUUAUAAGGCAACAAACUUGUUACAAAACCCUGGUUCUGGAAAACCAUGGCUUUGUGCUCCAGAUGAUAAAUCAUGUUGCCUUGUAGCUGAGUUUCAGUUAUGCAAAUCAAGCAGAAUAGAUUUUAUUGACAUUGGCAAUUACGGCUGUAGCACUGUCGAAAUACAAGUUGGAAGAUCUUCUUACCACUCCAAAACACAAUAUGUUUCUUUCUUGCCAGCUGUAACAUUACUUUCAUUGGCUGAUCUCAAAGAAGGUGUAGAUCGUAAUGCAGUCUACAUGUUUAAUAAAAGCAACUUGAAUGAAGCUGUUGCCAGUGACAAAUGGGAUCGUAUAAAAGUGAUUUGUUGCCAGCCUUACAGGAGGAAUACUCAAUUCGGUUUAUCAUUCCUUUCUCUACGCACCAAUGAGCUUGCAACAGAGCUUAGUAUCAAUGGCCAAUCAAUGUUAAAUGAUAAAAAUGACAGAUCUCCCUUUAAACGUUCCAAAGAAUAUGGAUCAAAUAUCACUUUUACUAGGGGACAGCAGCUUCUGAAUGCUUCCAGAUCUAAACAAAAUGAUGAGAAGCCACGCUCUCAUUCUUUUGAGGAGGACAUAAGUGUUUUUCUUAUUGCUUGUCUGGGAGAAGAAAAUGAAAAUAAAACACUGGAAGAUUACAUGAAGGAAUUUGAAGAACAGUCCCAACAAAACCUGAAUACUGCUGAAAAAGUAAUUUUUAGAAUGAACUACAUGAAAAUCCGUGGCAAUGCAUUUAUUUCUGAUUAUAAACCAUCCGAUUCUUUCUCAAGGAAUCAAGAUUCAAGGGUAGAAUCAUCCCCUUCUAAUCCUAAAAGUGACUGUAACAAGUCAGAAAUUCCAUCAUUUGAUUUACAGUUAUCCACUCCUGCGAGAAGAAAAUUGUCUGACUCGGACGAAGCUGACAAAAUGAAAAGGGCGCUGAAACGUUUGAAAACACCUGCAAAACCUUCAAAAAUUGCUGAAAUUCUCAAUAUUAGUCCUGAGGAUUUUAUUCAAUCGGAUGGUGUGCAACCCUCGACAUCCAGUGGAGUUACAUAUGUUGAUUGUCCAAUAUGUAGAGAAUUUUUUCCUUCUGAUGAAAUUGAAAGACAUGCAUCAACAUGUGGUGAUUUGACAGCGGAUGUAGAAUAUCUAUAUUCCAGCAAGCCCAAUGCAUUGCAUUCAGAAGAUAAAGAAGAAACUUUCAUCACAUGUUUGUUUUGCGAUGAAAUGCAUCCUCAGAAAAACAUGAGUUUGCACCUAGAUCAACAUGUGCUGUAAUCAAAUUAACAUUCCUUAGAUUUUUUUAUAUUUUGUACAAAUAAUGUGAAAAGUUUAUUUUCAUAUGAAAAUAUGUGAAUUUUAUUAAAAUAUUUGCUUGUGUGCAAUUAUUGAAUAGUAUUAUUAUCUUGCUUAUUAUCAAUUUGAUACAUCAGUGUUUAAGCCAGUCCUAUUUUUACAAUGACUUUUUAAAAUAACAGUUGUGAGUCAUUACAAAAUGAACUUUAAAAAAAAGAAGAAGAAAUUCCUUGUAUGAAAGAUAUGGACUAUAAUUUUCAUCGACUUGCAUACAGGCAUUUCCAUUUGCUAUAAUGUUUGUUGACAGAAAGUAUCUGCUAAAGCAUGUAGCGAAAGUAUUCAACAUAUACUUU
Molecule: messenger RNA, 1792 nt
Organism: Argiope bruennichi
Lineage: Eukaryota; Metazoa; Arthropoda; Arachnida; Araneae; Araneidae
Product: short transient receptor potential channel 2-like
Exons: 9
Coding region: 93-1421 (442 amino acids)
Biological process (GO): single strand break repair; base-excision repair
Cellular component (GO): nucleus
Molecular function (GO): damaged DNA binding
Source: RefSeq, a predicted model, not a curated record